This is a messenger RNA of Medicago truncatula (barrel medic), 1101 nucleotides long. Its product is annotated as CASP-like protein 5A2. Bases 230 to 787 code for a protein of 185 amino acids. The record is from RefSeq and is a predicted model, not a curated record. Gene Ontology annotation, cellular component: plasma membrane. NCBI's taxonomy places the organism in Eukaryota, Viridiplantae, Streptophyta, Magnoliopsida, Fabales, Fabaceae. The transcript is spliced from 4 exons.
AAGUAAGAAAAAGAAAAAAAGAAAAAUCAAAACAAAGAAAAGAAAAGUUCUCACAACUGACGCGUGCACCAACAUUCAACAACUGCACUCUGCAGGCACUCUUCUCUUCUCUCUUCCAUUUUGCUUCUAACACAGAUCUCUCUCUCCAAUUCUUCAUCUUGAUUUGGUGAAGUAGAAGAAAAAGUUGGGUGGUGUGUGAUUAUGAAUUGAAGUGUAAUUGGGUGAAGAAAUGAACGUGAGCCAUGCUUCAAUUCACCCAGUUGAAGAAGUUCCAACUACUGAUGGUGGUGUUGCUGUUGCUGAACAAAACGUGAAUGUUCCUAUGGUGAGGAUGAAGGAUAUUCAAGGCAUGCCUGGUACUAUUGGUGGCCUUGCUUUGCGUGUUUCACAGUUUGUUUUUGCGGCUGCUGCGCUAUCUGUUAUGGCUUCCACCAGUGAUUUUCCUUCUGUCACUGCCUUCUGUUUCCUUGUUGCGGCUGCUGGCUUGCAGACUUUGUGGAGCAUUGCAUUAGCUAUUACUGAUGUUUAUGCCAUUUUAGUAAGACGAUCUUUGCAGAACUACCGACUUGUCAGUUCAUUUACAAUUGGCGAUGGGGUGACUUCGACGCUUAUAUUUGCAGCAGCUUGUGCAUCAGCAGGCAUAACAGUGCUCAUUGAUAAUGAUCUUGGUAAUUGCAAUGAGAACCACUGUGUUCAGUUUGAAACGGCUACAGGCAUGGCAUUCAUAUGCUGGUUCACAACAGUGCCGUCAUUUCUUCUUAACUUCUGGUCUUUGGCAUCGAGGUAAUUAAAAACAGUGUCACACACAUGGCAACAGAAACAAGGGCAGGUGGUUUAUAAAGUUUGUUUUGGUAUCAGGUUUGUGACUGUUGUUUGAAGUUUGUUAAGCUUGGUAUCAUAUGUUAGUAGUAGAACCAAAUGGUGUCAUUCAUGUACUCUUUCCUUGAUCAAACAAGAUAUCUGAAUUGGGAUUUUGGAAUGUGUUAUGGUUUAAUUCACAUUUGGUGGUAGAAUGAUUAAACACGACUUACAAUAUAGUUAUGUGCAUUAUUCCAUUCUAUUGGCCGUUUCACUUCAAUAUAUAUACUAUAUUGCUCCUAA